Molecule: messenger RNA, 557 nt
Organism: Agrilus planipennis (emerald ash borer)
Lineage: Eukaryota; Metazoa; Arthropoda; Insecta; Coleoptera; Buprestidae
Product: NADH dehydrogenase [ubiquinone] 1 alpha subcomplex assembly factor 2
Exons: 1
Coding region: 53-487 (144 amino acids)
Biological process (GO): mitochondrial respiratory chain complex I assembly
Cellular component (GO): membrane
Source: RefSeq, a predicted model, not a curated record
AUUUUGUAAGUUAACUACAAUAUAUUUCUAAUUAUAGUAAUAAAUAAACAAAAUGGCCAAACCACCCCCUCGUAGUAUUAUAACAAUGAUAAUUACGAACUUUGUAAACUCUUUAAAACCCAAGAAAACUUCGGGAAAUUUCAAAGGAAUUGAUUAUAUGGGUAAUAAUUAUUAUGAAAUACCUGCAGACCCUUCGAUUGGUAAAAGACAAGAUAAAAGAUGGUUUGUUCCACAAAACAGUGAAAAUUUUGAGGAUGUCCCCCCUGAAUGGGAUUCUUGGUUAAGAGGAAGGCGAAAAGAACCUCCAACAGAAGAAGAAAUCAUGAAAAAUUUGGCUAUUAUUGAAAUAAAAAGAAAGAAUGCAAUUGAAGUAGAAAAGAAAGCCGGAAAACCUAGCCAAAUGAUAACUGGUUAUGAGAGCUUUCCUAAACGUCCUGAAUAUGAAAUAUUUCCUGGAGAACACAGUGAUAAGGGUUCCACUAAAUGAUCAUAUUAAAAUAGUUACUAUUGUAAAUAGAUAAUACAUAUAGAAAUAGUAAAAUCUAUAGCAUAAAGAA